ACAACAAAAAAUAAAAUUCUCUACUGCCGCAAGAGUCGAACAUCAAGAAAAUAGAUAGAACAGCAAAAAGUGCGUUUCAGUGAGCGAUAUCGACCUCCUAUCAGUGCAAAAUAGUACAUAUAGGACACAGUUGUGAUUUGGACUCAGUUGUGAACAAAUCAAAUGAAGGCUUAGUUGGAAAAUAUUGGAAAACGUGAAAAUUGUAUGGCUUAACCAUGGUCGUAGGAAAUAUCAUCCAGCAACUGGCACAGUCUAUUGGUGUAGGGGAACCUGCUUUAAGAUUGAUCUUGUCGAUUUUCCUAGGUUAUCCCUUGGCCUGUAUUUAUCGUCAGUUUAUCUUCUCAACAUCUAAGCUUAUCAAUCAUCUGUUCAUUAUAAUCACUGGACUGAGUAUCCUUUACUUCAACUAUGGAUUCGAUUUGUACCAUGUCGUGUUGGCGAUUUUUGUGGAAUAUAUUCUGGUGCACGUCCUACGUGGAAGUGUGCUGACUACAGUCUCGUUUGCGUUCCACCUUGGGUAUCUGUUAAUCGGCUAUUACUUUACUUCAUCUGAUACAUACGAUAUCAAAUGGACUAUGCCACAUUGUGUUUUGGUCCUUCGACUCAUUGGUCUAUCGUUCAAUGUUGCCGAUGGACAGCGACCAGCCGAGAAACUAUCCACUGAGAAUAAGAAAACCUGUCUCGUUAAACCACCAGGGCUGCUGGAAAUAUAUUCAUUUGCCUUGUUUCCGGCUAGUUUGCUGAUUGGACCACAGUUUCCAUUCCGACGAUACGAUUCGUUUAUCAACAAAGAAUUCGCUCAAUACACUGGCAAUAUGAGGGCUGGUCUCAUUCGUGGUGGAAUUGGAUUAGCUUAUUUGAUCGUACACCAGGUUGGAGCAAUUUUUGCCUCGGAUGAUUACAUACUGUCUGAGGAGUACGCCAACAGCGCUUAUAUAAACAAAUUGUUUAUGCUUGGACUAUGGGGUAGAGUGUCCCUGUACAAGUACAUCUCCUGUUGGCUGUUAGCUGAAGGAGUCGCAUCAUGUUUCGGUCUUACAUUUGUUGGCGUUAAAGAUGGCAAAGAAGACUGGUCCGGCUGUGCUAACAUCAACCUAUACUUGUUCGAGAAUUGUUCCCGAUUCCAGGACUACAUUUCUUCGUUCAACAUAAACACCAACCACUGGGUGGCUGAAUACGUGUUCAAACGGUUGAAAUUUUUGAACAAUCGCCACAUCAGUCACGGUGCUACGCUACUGUUCUUGGCCGUAUGGCACGGAUUCCAUUCGGGCUAUUACAUGUGCUUUUUGAUGGAAUUUAUAGUCAUGAACUUUGAAAAGGACAUCGAAACGGUGUUCAAGCGAAACGAACCGUUUAUGAAAUUCUGCUCAACGCCACCGAUCAGUUGGAUCUGCUUCGUUUUACUGAAGAUCUACACCAUAGUCGGUAUGGGCUGGUCCUUAACACCGUUCGUUCUAUUUGAUGUGGAAAAAUGGUGGCAUGUUUUCUGCACGGUACGAAUGUUCGGUUUUAUUCUGUUUGUGCCAUGGCCGUUGUACGCCAUAGUUUUGAAAACUCUGUUGCCACCAACGAAAUCGUCUAAAACGACUUCGGACAAACCGAAGACUAGUUAAUUGGAAUUGUGAGAGAUCGAGAAGAAUUUCAAAUGAACAAAUUGUAUGUUUGGUUUCGUAGGGAGAGAUUGAGAUG
Molecule: messenger RNA, 1689 nt
Organism: Bradysia coprophila
Lineage: Eukaryota; Metazoa; Arthropoda; Insecta; Diptera; Sciaridae
Gene: nes
Product: lysophosphatidylcholine acyltransferase 3 protein nessy
Biological process (GO): phosphatidylcholine biosynthetic process; lipid modification
Cellular component (GO): membrane
Molecular function (GO): lysophospholipid acyltransferase activity; 1-acylglycerophosphocholine O-acyltransferase activity
Source: RefSeq, a predicted model, not a curated record